Molecule: messenger RNA, 7085 nt
Organism: Rhineura floridana
Lineage: Eukaryota; Metazoa; Chordata; Lepidosauria; Squamata; Rhineuridae
Gene: NPNT
Product: nephronectin
Exons: 16
Coding region: 344-2413 (689 amino acids)
Cellular component (GO): membrane
Molecular function (GO): calcium ion binding
Source: RefSeq, a predicted model, not a curated record
CAGAGCAGCGUCUCCUUCGCCUCGGAGAAGGGAGGGGGGAAAGUGGGAAAGACGGGACGCGAGAGAGAGGGAGAAGAAGGGGGCCUCCCUCUUCCUCCUGUUGCUGCUGUUCGUGGACUUCUCGCUCCGCAACCCUCCACCCCUCGCGAGCCAGGAUUAGCAACAGCCCGGAGGGCCCCCACAGUUCAGUUUACAGCUCGCGCUUGACUGGGGCUGGGUGUGCCUCAGAGAGGAGAAGGAAUCCCUGUGCCUUCCCCUCACUCCCCAACCUGCCGCCUCUACUGCUAGAGACGCAGCGAGGCUAUUCUCUCUCUCUCUCUCUCUCUCUCUCUCUCUCCCGAAAAUGGAUUUAUGCUUGAGGUUAAUCAUUCUGUCCUGGCUUUACCUGGAGGCUUCAGGGGACUUUGACGGAAGGUGGCCCAGGCAAAUACUUUCCACGACAGGAUUGUGCAGUUUUGGAAGCAGAGUUGAUUGCUGCUGGGGCUGGGUUCGCCACCCAUGGGGCCAAUGCCAACCUUUCUACAUCUUAAAGCAGAGAAUAGCCAGGAUAAGGUGCCAACCCAAAGCAAAAUGUCUUUUCCAGUCUGCUGGACUUGAGUGCAUGCAUUAUCCCAGCCUCAGGAGGGGCUCUACAAAUCAUGGACCAACACUGGAUCAUUCAGCUCUAUCUGUAUGUCAGCCUGGAUGUAAACAUGGUGAAUGUAUUGGACCAAACAAGUGCAAGUGUCAUCCAGGAUACACUGGGAAAACAUGCAGUCAAGGAGGAACUGGUUGCUCCAGGACUCAAUUCACUUUCUGCAUAGGUGGAUACAGAGCUGAACACCUGCAUGCCACCUCACAUGACUGGCCCAGUGAACCACCUUUUUUCAGCCCUCCGGAUCAUCAUGCAACACGUUUUCCAUGGAGGGAUCUCAAUGAGUGUGGAUUAAAACCAAGGCCAUGCAAACACCGGUGCAUGAAUACCUAUGGCAGCUUCAAGUGUUAUUGUCUGAAUGGAUACAUGCUUAUGCCAGAUGGAUCAUGUUCUAAUGCCCUCUCAUGUUCCAUGGCAAACUGUCAGUAUGGCUGUGAUGUAGUGAAAGGGGAAGUGCACUGCCGUUGUCCUUCCCCAGGCUUACAACUAGCAUCCGAUGGUAGAACUUGUAUAGAUGUUGAUGAAUGUGCCACUGGAAGAGUUACCUGUCCUCGAUUCAGGAAAUGCGUCAACACUUUCGGAAGCUAUAUUUGCAAGUGUCACAAAGGAUUUGAUUUGAUGUACAUUGGAGGAAAAUACCAGUGUCAUGACAUAGAUGAAUGCUCACUCGGCCAAUAUCAAUGUGGAGGUUUUUCACAGUGUUACAAUACUCAGGGAUCUUACAAAUGUAAAUGUAAGGAAGGAUACCGAGGGGAUGGAAUGAACUGCAUAACUAUUCCCAAAGUUAUGAUUGAUCCAUCUGGCCCAUACAGGGUAUUUAAGGGAAAUACAACCUUUCCUAAAGGCAGCAGCGGCAUGACGAAUAGGAUACCUGAAACAGGUGAUAGGAGGCAGCCCAUCAAACCACCCCACAUACCAGCAAAGCCUACUUCUAGGACAACAAUAAGACCCAGUCCAAGGCCAACCACAAGGCCAACACACAAACCAUUUACCAAAUUUGUAACAAAGCCUGCAACAACAAGGCCAGCUUUGAAGCCAGUGACGAGACUUCCGCCGGUAACAAGGCCUCCAACACCACCUCCAACUGCACCUAAGCCUAUAACGACAGGAACACCACAACUUACAACUAAAGAGUCACUGCACAUUCCUAGUGAAACUACAACUCAACAGGGAUUUACAGUUGACAACAGGAUACCAAUCGAUCCUCAGAAACCACGAGGAGAUGUGUUUAUUCCACGCCAGCCAGGAGUGAGCAAUAAUCUCUUUGAAACAUUUGAAAUUGAAAGAGGGAUUAGCGCUGGUGAAGAUGAAGCAAAUGAUGAUCCAGGUGUUCUGGUUCACAGCUGUAACUUUGAUGGUGGCCUAUGUGGAUGGCUCAAGGAGAAAGAUGACUAUUUACACUGGGAACCUAUGAAAGACUCCUCAGGAGGGCAAUAUUUAUCUGUCUCUGAACCGAAAGGAAAAGCAGGACGAGUUGCACGUUUGGUCCUCCCACUUGGCCAUUUAGGUCACUCAGGGGACCUGUGUUUGUCCUUCAGGCAUAAAGUGUCUGGAUUUCACUCUGGGUUGCUUCAGGUCUUUGUAAGAAAGAUGGGUGCUCAUGGACCAGCAAUUUGGGGAAGGAAUGGCGGUCAUGGCUGGAGACAAACACAAAUAAGCUUGCAAGGAUCUGGCAUCAAGAGUGUUAUUUUCAAAGGUGAGAAAGGAAAAGGAAGAACUGGGGAGAUUGGAUUGGAUGACGUGAGUUUGAGGAAAGGCCUGUGCUCUCAAGACCAUUAGUGGUAACACACAGACUGGCAAGGGGAACAUACUUAUAUUGCCCAUGCCUUUCCGCCAAGAGAGAUGGUGGCUUGACAACUACUUCUACCAUGUCUUUAUGAAAUCCCAAUGAAUCUCCAUCUAAAAAAAAAUAUCAAGUUUUCUAUAAGGGCAAAGUAAGUUCAGACCAACAUUGGGGAUUUCCACUAACAAUUAUCCAGCUCACGUACAUGGGAUAAAGGCCUCCUGAGUUCUGAAUUAAGGAUAUAAAUAUCCUUCAUGAAGAAGAACAAACUGUUGCCAGGCAUCAUCAAAAAGAGACUUUGGUACAUACAGCAAUUGCAUUAAUAGUCUUCUGAGUGUUUUUUUCCAUUUUGCUGUUUACACUGUGUACUGUGGAACUGGUUCAGCUUCAUAAACUGAAAGUAACUCAGAUGUAGACCUGAGCUGCUAUUCUACUGCCAUCAACUUUUAAAGAAGAGUGUGAGAUAUAUAUAUAUAAAAUAGCAUUUAUUCUUUUGCUGUAUCUUAUUAACAAGAGACAAGAGACAGUUGUUAUAGAGUAGGCACUGCAUCCCUUAAUAUUGGUAGUGCUGUGUUCUGUAUAAAUGUGUAUGGAUAUUAAUGUAUUUAUAUGUUUGCAUAUUUGCAGAAUCUAAUUGCAAGAUAAAAUGGCAGCUGUGUACAUCUAGGUUAGACUAGCACACAGAAAACUACACUGAUAAUCAGUCAGGAAGUAUUUUCUUCAUAGUGUGCCACUUGCCAUUAGCUCCACACUAUUAUUUUGCAUAGCAAACUAGCCAUAUGGUUGCAAUGAACUUCACAGGCUGGAUGCUAGAUUCAGUUGAAUUGUAUGGAGUUACUCAAAUCAAUGGUCUUCUGUAGGAAGGAAAGGUGUCCAUAAUUGGUAGCAAUGGCAAAACCUAGCAUUGAAAGGUGCACUUGUGAAUUUGAUAGUCAUGUGGCUGGGGAUCAUUUGUCCAGGUUUUACUUUUCUUUCUCAGUAGCUAUUAAAGGCCAAAAGAGCUUUCUUUGGGUCAGGAAUUGGCCAUCCUGAACAAAUGAUUGCAGCAGGUAGAUUAGUUUCUAGCUAUUAAUUGGUCUGCCAUACAUUACCCUAGGGCAGUUUAUAGGAAAAAUCCGUAACUCAUAGUCGACUUGGAGGCACAUAACAACAACAAAAACAUUAUAAAAUAAUAAUAAAACACCACAGCACAGUAUAAGAAUCCAAUCAAAGAGAGAUUCAGAUGGCUUAAAAGAUUUAAAAAAACUGCAAAGGUGAAAAAACCUAGGGAAACAACAAUUAAACCAUGCAGCAGCAAGAUUAUGACAACAGCAUAGGUAAGUGAGCUUCCCUGGGGAGGCCAUUCCACAGGCAGAUCACCACCACCAAAAAGCCUCCCUCCUUGCUUCACUCACCUUGCUUCAGAUCACAGGGUACCUGGAGAAGAACUUCAGAUUAAUUACAGGAGCAGAUGAUCCAGUUUAUGUGAGCCUAGAUGCCGAAAACAAGUUUGGGAGUCCUUAUCCUGAAGGUUUGACUAAGGGCUUGCAUGUCCUUAGCACCCACACAUUUGUGCAUUUAAAGUGUGCUCAGGUAGCUCAGCCACUGGUAUGGCUAAAUACAAUGGUCAUCAGCAAACAGUGCCACUCUUAUGAAUUGAGCAGGCCCGGAUACUGAUACGAGCUUAAUUUCAACAUAUUCCAUAGUUGUUUUUUUGUCAUAGAAUCAUGCAGCUUCUCAGAUCUUAUUACCUUAUUAUAUAGGUAAUAAUUUCAUUAGAUUUGGAUGGAAAUAAUGUUUAUCAAGGUGGUGUUUUGUUUUUAUUGGUCAAAAUUGCACAUGAGAGUGUUUUAAAAAUCUCUACACACACUGAAUAGGCAAGCUGCUUUUUAAGUUUUGAAUGCAGCUUGCCUAUUCAGCCAAGCAACCUGUUGUAGUAGAAAUGUGCAAGACUGCUCCAGCUGCAAAAAGGAUGUCCCCCACCAAGUGCCCAUAACUUGGUAGAGUUUUGGAAUGAUCAAAUUUGCACUGUUGAAUUUAUCUGGUUAGAAUUCUCUUGGAAAAAGGGUUAGACCAAAUUUCAUGUUUUUGUUUUUAUUUUCAGUACGGUGAAAUAAUCUUGAAUUGUAAAAUGCAGAUUAAGGGCAAUGGGCACAAUCUGGCAAAAAUUAAUCAUGUUGAAUUUCCAUUGAAAGCAGUAGAAUGCAGCUAUUUUGUUGGUGUUUCCAUGCAACUGAUUGAUUUUUCUUAGUGCAACCCCAUUGAUUUUAAUGGGACUGACUCAGUCAUGAUUAACAUUUGUUGAAUUUAGCCCAAUAUUAGACCCAAUUGCUUUUGUUUCUAUUUAAGCCAGUAAUAUGCAAGGUGCUAUUUGUGUAAUGUAACUUUUGUUGAAAGUGAAAGAGUAUACUCCAGUCCAGUCUUUUAGUGGCAUGUAUCCUGACAUAUGCCACAAUCUAGGGUUUCUUUUGCUUAAUCCAAAGUCUUGCACAAUCUUGAACAUUGAGACUUUUUCUCUCAUUGUAUAGCAUCCUCCAGUUUUCAAUCUACUCCAUGUAUCAAAAGAAGUUUGCUUUGACAGAGCAAGGCAGAGGCUUCUGUACCAUUUGGCAGAGCCAGGCAGCAGAUGCUUGGGGGGGGGGGGAGAGUGUGCAGCAGAGAGAUGUUAGAGGACUGAGCUGUGUGUGUCACACAGCCUGCCCUGCACUUCCUAAACUGGCCAGUAUGGUGAAAGAAGAUGUCCAAUCAUCAGUGUUGAAGUAAGAUCCAAUUGCUAGUCUAGUUACCUUCUGUAUCUGGGAUGGGAGCACCGUCUUUGUUCUUUGUCUUGGGCCAACCCAAGAAGCAGGAGCUACAUUUUUUUUCCUGUGAGCAGGAAAAGAGGAUGAAAUGUAAAAGCCCCAUAUAGGUGUGGGAAGCUAAUCAAGCAUGUGUCUAGAUUCUGGCAGAAUGUUUCCAUGUUGUUCUUGGAUUUUAGUAAUAAUGCUGGCAGUAUUAAAAUAUGUAUUUGUCAUGGGCCUGACAUGACAUGUGACAGCAGGACAAGUGUUCACAAACGACUUUGCAAUGCUUAACAACUUUACUUGGUUCAAGUUAGAUUGUGUGUGUACACUUAUUUUUUGUUAUUAAUAUCAUAUUGGUGGGGUUUCAGUGUAUCCACCGACAAGGGCUUCCUGGUUCAGUUUGAUGGAGGAACUCUGCAUGUACAGAGCUGCCCUUAUCAGUUGAAGUGAAUGGGAGGCCUGCUCACAUAGGAGGCUUUUUUGUGUGCCAGAGCAUGCAGGGUAUUCAGAACUGAGGUGUUGGCCUUUAACCUUGACACAGCUCACCAUACAUAUUGUGCUCUGCUAUUUCCAAUGGGCAAAAGCUGCUGAUUGUUUCCCAUAAUGGGAACAAGUCUCUUACAAAGGCAAGGCUUGUUGCUUCCAGUGAACAUGAACUGGCAUCAUUCUGUCCACUUUAAGAGGAUUUCAGUAAGAAUGACUUUUGAAACUCCUGAACAUGGGAGAGUGGAUGAAUGAAUUACUUCUGUCAUGGUUCUAGUGCAAUAGCUAGAGAGAUAAGUCAUAUGUCUCUUCUAUGGUGAGAUGCAUGGGCACCAGAUGUAAUGAAAGCUCAUGCCCUCAAGACUGGAGAGGUGACUGAUGUCCCCUUAGACUUUUAAAACCAAUGUGAAGAGCAGAUGCAUAGGUUGCAUGCACCUUUUCAGUGGAACAUAGGAAGCUGUCUUAUACUGAGGCAGACAAUUGGUCUGGACCAUGUUGUCUACACCAAGUGGCAGUGGUUCUCCAUGUUCCUAGUGCAAGUGUUUUCCAUCCCUGCCUGGAGAUACCAUGGAUUGAACCUGGGACUUUCUGCAUACAAAGGAUUUGGUCUACCAUUGAGCUACAGCUCCUCCCCAUUGCAACAUCACAAGGCAACCUCUGUUGACUUGUCAAACGUUCUUCUAUCUGGAAAUAUAUUUUCACUGACAGCUUGAUUGAUCUAACUUUUCCCCAAUUAUUUGGCUUAGUUUCAUUAAAAACAAAAAACAAAAAUACUCAUUUUUUUGUGCAACCUUCUCUCAUUUUGGCUGAUUCUUCCUGUUUUCAUGCUGUAUUUUGGAUAUAUCUAGUUAUAUUCCACAGAGCCUUUUAUGGAGCUAUGGUUAUACACAAGCACAAAAAGAUUAUCUGUACUAUAGAAAUCAGUGUCAUAUCAAACAACACAAUAAUUUAAAUACAAUGGUCUUGGUGCAAGAAGACAUUGUGUGUUAGCAGUUGCACAAGAGUGGGUGAGGCUGUGUAUUAUCAUCGCACUGCAAUGAAGAUGGGAAUGUGUGUCCAAAGAAUAACAUGCAAUGUACUUAAAAAUACAGAUAUGGACUAGCUCAUCUGUAUUUGCUCAUGUAGCAAGGCUUCUUCUACACACACAGAUCUCUCUUGCUGAAUUUAGGCAUUAAAAUGUGUGUAAAUUAAUAUAUAUCUAUGUCUAUAGAUAUAGUGACUUCAUAGCUCUGCCAAAAUGAAAAGUUCUUCAAAAGGUAUAAAUGUUUGGUGCCAACAAACCUAUAUUAAGUUCAAGUAGAAUACAUUUUAUCAAAAGUACUGUAGGACAUCUUGCUGGCUAAUAAUUUAAUAUGGUUUUAAAGAAAUGCUUAACCCUUCUCCCAGACUGACUCAAAAUAAAAACAUCUUUGUAAAUUUACAA